AUGGUUGACAAGAACUCUCUUCGGUGCUCGCAUCGUGCGCAAGAUACAACUGGCACCAUGCCGUUGCUUGACCAUCAACUCAACACACGGCCUUCUAGGAAGUCCAAGGCAGCCAACAACCCAGAUCUACCACCUUUGAAGCGAGCACAGGCUAUGCUUCGACGGCGGCUUCAGCAGAGAUGCUUGAGAUCUGAAACGCGGUGGGAACCUAUCAUGGGGUUUGAUACACAUAGUGAGGCACUGAAAGAAAAGAUGCAACACGAGAGAUGCAUUGCCCAGGAGGAAGUUCGACAGGACUGGAUGCGACGCCUGCGACCCAAGCCUCACCGAGCAUGCCCGCGGGUACAGUACUGCGAGACGGGAGCAGACCAACAAGGCUAG
Messenger RNA from Penicillium olsonii, 381 nucleotides. NCBI's taxonomy places the organism in Eukaryota, Fungi, Ascomycota, Eurotiomycetes, Eurotiales, Aspergillaceae. The record is from the annotation of a GenBank genome assembly.